CUCCAGGAAUGGGGCAUCCACAGUUUCCACGGGCAUUCUGUGCCAGGGCCUCACCACUCUCUGAUGACCAAGGUGGCUCAGGGGGUCCUCCCAUGGGUUCGCUCCUGGUUCAUCUUGUUUACAGGUGCUGUCAGAGGGCCUGUCUCAUGAUGAGCAACUCUACCCUCGGCAGGGGGGUUGAAACUGGAUGAGCUUUAAGGUCCCAUCCAACUAACCAUUUUGUGUCUCUAUGAUUUAGGGCAUUGAGAAGUGGCCUUCUUACCCGGAGGCACAUCUAUCAGAACACACAUGCGGAAUGUAUAUUUUUUUUGAUACAGGAAAACCUGCUCACAGAACUACUUUUCAUCUUUGAGCCCACUUAUUGCUGCUCUGGAGCUUUUCUUGCUAAAAUAGGUGACCAUGAAAGUGGCCAAGUAACAGAAUACCAUAGUUUCACAACACCAGUCCUGAUCACGAGUGUGAAAAAGCCUCAUUGGGCCAAAAUAUGAAAAUGGACUAUUUGCCCAAAACUUCUUUUCCCAGCAGGAAGGCUGCCAUAUGGGCAUGCUGUUGUCCCCUGCCUAGUGGACAUCGGGCAUUUCAGCCAUUCUGCCCUUAUCAUCACCUGCUAGACCUAGACCCUACUAGGCUGCUCUCCCUUCCUCUCCCUGGUGAAGUUAGCAUCCAUCUUCCCGUCUCUCCUUGCAAGAUGUGGGGCUGAGGCUGGUGCUCAGUGCUGCAGACUCUCUCUGUUUCCCUCCAGUGCUCUGUGCACAGGACAAGGUGACCGUGCUGGCUCAAGCGCAUGGCACCACAAUGCCCGAACUGGAGCUGAGCACCUCUGAUGCAACCAAAUGUGGGUGACCUUUGUGUUGUCCUGGCCAGCAGCAUCCCCAUUGGGUCCCACUUUCAUCCCCUAAUUGGUCCCAGUCUCAUCCUCCAUGUCCACAAUCAGACCAACAUCUACCAGGGCUUCCCCAUGGCACUGUAGGAUGCUGGGAUGUGUUUCUCCCAAAGCCUGAGCCUUCCCUAAGCAUCCCAUGCCCCAGUGGAGGAGAUGGCAAGCCAUCACCUUGACAUUCCCGUGGUGUCCUCUGCGGACAUUGCGAUAACUCCCACCUGGCCGUUUGCCUUUCUUAUCGGGGCUGCUGGCCAAACAACCAUGGGGCUGUAUAUAAGGAGCUCAACUGGGGCACUCAGCACAUUCGGCACUUCACUUGGUAUCGGCAACUUGCCACAAAGAACCACGAUGAAGCUGCUCCUGCUCCUCAGCUUGGUGGCCCUGGCCCAAUGCGGCAUCCACAGGAUCCCGCUGCAGAAGGGGAAGUCCCUGCGGAAGCAGCUGAAGGAGCAUGGCUUGCUGGAGGAUUUCCUGAAGAAGCAUCCCUACAACCCAGCCUCCAAAUACAACCCUGUCCUUACUGCCACUGAAUCCUAUGAGCCCAUGACGAACUACAUGGAUGCUUCGUACUAUGGCACCAUCUCCAUCGGCACCCCGCAGCAGGACUUCACUGUCAUCUUCGACACUGGCUCCUCCAACCUGUGGGUGCCCUCUGUGUAUUGCAAAAGCUUGGCCUGCAGCAACCACAAACUCUUCAACCCCUCCAAGUCCUCCACCUACGUGAGCACCAACGAAACCGUCUACAUCGCCUACGGCACCGGCAGCAUGAGUGGCAUCCUGGGCUAUGACACUGUGGCCGUCUCGAGCAUCGAUGUCAAAAAUCAGAUCUUUGGGCUGUCUGAGACUGAGCCUGGCUCGUUCUUCUACUACUGCAACUUCGAUGGCAUUCUGGGCCUGGCCUUCCCCAGCAUCUCCUCCUCUGGGGCCACCCCUGUCUUCGACAACAUGAUGAGCCAGCACCUGGUGGCCCAGGACCUCUUCUCUGUCUACCUGAGCAAGGAUGGGGAAUCAGGCAGCUUUGUCCUCUUUGGUGGCAUCGACCCAAAUUACACCACCAAAGGCAUCUACUGGGUCCCACUCUCUGCUGAAACCUACUGGCAGAUCACCAUGGACAGGGUCACCGUUGGUGACAAGUACGUCGCCUGCUUCUUCACCUGCCAGGCCAUCGUGGAUACUGGCACCUCACUGCUAGUCAUGCCCCAGGGUGCCUACAAUCGUGUCAUCCGUGACCUGGGUGUCAGCUCUGAUGGCGAGAUCAGCUGCGAUGACAUCAGCAAACUGCCUGAUAUCACCUUCCAUAUCAACGGCCAUGCCUUCACCCUGCCACCCAGCGCCUACGUGCUGAACGAGGACGGGUCCUGCAGCCUUGGCAUCGAAAACAUGGGCACCCCCACUGAGUUGGGUGAGCAAUGGAUCCUCGGUGAUGUCUUCAUCCGCGAGUACUAUGUGAUCUUCGACAGGGGCAACAACAAGGUGGGGCUCUCCCCCCUGUCCUGAGCCCCUUCAGCCCCUGCUGGGCCAGACCCCACUUUUUCUUUCAGUCCCCCACUGCUGCUGUCACUGAGCACAAUAAA
This is a messenger RNA of Phasianus colchicus (ring-necked pheasant), 2454 nucleotides long. RefSeq names its product pepsin A. The record is from RefSeq and is a predicted model, not a curated record. NCBI's taxonomy places the organism in Eukaryota, Metazoa, Chordata, Aves, Galliformes, Phasianidae. Gene Ontology annotation, biological process: proteolysis. Gene Ontology annotation, molecular function: aspartic-type endopeptidase activity.